Molecule: messenger RNA, 2286 nt
Organism: Trichoderma citrinoviride
Lineage: Eukaryota; Fungi; Ascomycota; Sordariomycetes; Hypocreales; Hypocreaceae
Product: AAA-domain-containing protein
Exons: 4
Coding region: 1-2286 (761 amino acids)
Molecular function (GO): ATP hydrolysis activity; ATP binding
Source: RefSeq, a predicted model, not a curated record
AUGCUCAGCAACAGAGAUAUCGUCGCCCUCCAGAAGAUCUACGAUCACAGUUACCUCAGCUGCUCAAAGGCUGUGUAUUACGAAGACCAGGGCGACGAAAACGAGGCGACUCGACACUGGCGAGCCGCACUUCGACGAAUAAAUGAAUACUACGCAUCGUCAAAUGCACCACGACUCUCCGUAUCCUACACCGACACGGACGCUGCCCUGAUAGACGCGCUGAAAGAGCUGGAACUACAAUGCAAGGAAAGGCUUGAUCUUCUGGAAGCGCUUAGGCUGUCUCGCGAGGACAGCCUUGCCGCCUCGGCGAGCCGUGACUACACCACCCCGACCACGCAGGCCUCGGGCAGCACCAACCAGACCCCGGGGACGAUAGGCCAGGGCACCAUUCCUGCAGUCACGUACUCGGAACUCUCACGUCCUGUCUUCUCCCCACGGACUUCACUCGACGCAAUGACGUCAUCUGAAGAUACGAUCAGGAGGGUUCGUAGCACCCCUGCCGAUUCAGCGCAGCGGUCCUAUUCACGUCCCAACUCGCGGACGCCUGAUCUGCUUGGCUCGCAGAGCGACAACCCAGCUCGCCCUUCAAGCCCCGAGAGACACACCAUGAGGACAACACUGCGGUCCAAGAAGACCAGCGAUCGGCCGUCUGUUACUCGCAGAUUGAGCAGACCUGCGGCGGAUGGGCCAAGCAAGGCCGCGACAUUAGCAUGGAGCUCUUCCGCAGCCCAAACCAACUAUCUCCGGCCCUUGCCUGGUGAACGACCGUCGCCCAAAUCAAGCCCUGCACCGCGCCAGUCGCUGGAACGCGGCUCGCCCAGUUCACAAAGGCCGACGCAGUUGUACGAGCCAAGAUCUUCACGCACGUCGCCUCAGAAAUGGAUGUCCGACGAAUCUCGCCUCCCACAACCUUCUGUUCUGUCUAUUAGCGCAGCAUCAAGCGCACUGACGUCUUCGACCAGCCCAGAGCCCUCCAUGCCGUAUCAAACGCCAAGUAAAUCAGAGCAAUAUCUAACGCCUAGGAGGCCGUUCGUUUACGAGGAAUCUCCAAGUCAAAGCAGAAGAGGGAGCACUAAAGCUGGUGCUGGCAGCAAUAUCGGAACUCCACUGUUAUACAAAUACGACACCGAGCGAGGAGAUCGGCUCCGAGAUGAUACCAGGCAAUCAUACUUUUACACGUCGAGCUACGCUGUUGACACGCCUCAAAGAAAGGCCGAGCUUGCGAACCCGAGGUUGAGUAGGCGCCGCUCAAGUGAAGAUGCUGUCGGAGGUACGACGAGGGAGGACCAACACGAUAAAACUCAGAAGAAGAAGUCGACGGCAGCUAUCCUCAAGAACCUGCCACCAGGGAUAGAUGAGGGCGCUGCAAAGCAGAUCCUCAACGACAUCGUUGUCCAAGGGGAUGAAGUCCACUGGAGCGAUAUUGCUGGCCUGGAGGUUGCGAAGAAUUCGCUACGGGAGACGGUAGUGUAUCCGUUCCUACGACCGGACCUCUUUAUGGGCUUACGCGAGCCGGCUCGCGGAAUGCUCCUGUUUGGACCACCGGGAACCGGAAAGACAAUGCUGGCACGCGCUGUUGCCACCGAAUCCAAGUCCACUUUCUUCUCCAUCUCCGCCAGCAGCUUGACCAGCAAGUAUCUCGGGGAGUCUGAGAAACUAGUCAGGGCGCUUUUCGGUCUCGCCAAAGCGCUUGCUCCCAGUAUCAUAUUCGUUGAUGAGAUUGACUCGCUAUUGUCCCACCGAUCAGAUGCUGGCGAGCAUGAGGCGACUAGAAGAAUCAAGACGGAGUUCCUCAUUCAGUGGAGUGAGCUUCAGCGAGCAGCCGCCGGUCGGGAGACGAGCAGCAGUGCAAAUCCGCGCAACGAAGCCCAGAGGGUUCUGGUGUUGGCUGCUACAAACUUGCCAUGGGCGAUUGAUGAGGCCGCACGGCGACGAUUCGUGCGCCGCCAGUACAUCCCAUUGCCCGAGCCGCAGACGCGAGAGACUCAUCUCAGGACAUUAUUGCGUCAACAGAACCACAGCUUGACAGACGAAGAUAUAGCGAAGCUUGUACAGUUGACCGAUGGAUUCUCGGGAUCUGAUAUCACAGCUCUUGCCAAGGACGCAGCCAUGGGGCCGUUGAGGUCUUUGGGCGAGGCUCUGUUAUACAUGACAAAGGAUGAAAUCCGACCCAUGGAUCUUUCAGAUUUUGAGCAGAGCUUAAAGUCGAUUCGACCAAGUGUCGACAAGGAAGGCUUGAGGGAGUACGAAGAAUGGGCCGAGAAGUUUGGCGAGCGUGGUGGCUAA